AAGUUGGCAACAGUGAGCAGUAUUGAUAUUUUUAGUUUCGCCAAACGGUCACAUUGUCUUCGAGAAAACUCGUGAAAUUGUAAAAAAAGAGACGGAAAAAAAUAAAUUUAAUAAUUGCAAGUAAAGUAAACAACAACAAUAAAGAAAUAUGUCACUAUUCGGUGCGUUAAUGGGUGAUUUCGAUGACGAUCUCGGAUUCAUGAACAACCACAUGAACCAUCACAUGAACGCGAUGAAUAUGCAAAUGCGUUCGAUGAACCGAUUGAUGAACUCCUUUAUGCCCGAUCCAUUCAACAUGCUGGCACCAUCGCCAUUCGAUCCGGGAUUCCAGCAGGGCGCACUUAUGGAGCGCAGCCAACAGGCAAUGGCUCCAAUGGGUGGUGGUCUCUUUGGAUUCCCACCUAUGCCCACAUUCAAUCGAUUGCUUAAUGCCGACAUUGGCGCUACUAAUGGCGCUUCAUUUUGCCAAAGCAACGUGAUGACUGUGUCCACGGGUCCCGAUGGACGUCCACAGAUUUAUCAGGCUAGCAGCAGCACCAAAACUGGACCGGGAGGUGUGCGCGAGACACGCAAGACCGUCCAGGAUUCACGUACGGGCUUUAAGAAAAUGGCCAUUGGCCAUCACAUUGGCGAGCGUGCUCACAUUAUUGAGAAGGAGCAGGAUCUACGCUCUGGCCAAUUAGAGGAGCGUCAGGAGUUCAUCAACCUGGAUGAGGAGGAGGCCGAACAGUUUGAUCGCGAGUUCACAACACGUGCCACACGCGGAAUAAUGCCACAUGGCGGCUCUCGAGGCGGCAUGCAGGCCAUACAAGGAGUUCAUCCAGCUCCGGGCACAUCGACUGUCACCAUUGAGCCCCUGGAUGACGAUGAUGAUGAUGAUUGUGUGAUCCAGGAGCCAUCGCGCUCAGUUCGACAAUUGCCCGCUCUGCCAGCGCCGCCAACAGCUCCACAUAACAGCGACUCAAGCGCAGCAGCAGCGACAACAACAACAACCACAUCGACAGCAGCAGCGUCAUCGCCUACAGUCUACGACGUAACGAAUAACAACAACAACAACUAUUUGGGCGCUGGAAAUUUAUCGUCCUCGCGUCGCGCUUACUUGCGCAAUGCCCAGCAUUUGGCCACGCCCCGUCGCCCGCUCCGUACGCCUUCCUCGUCCCCGCUGGCCACCGUUUCCAACGCUAGUCACAGCAUUGCCGGCACGACAAGCAUACAUCCACAUCCCUAUGCUGCAAAUCACGCAGCCGCACGUCGCCAGCAGCGUCUGAAGCAUCAUCAUCAAGGCAGUGGAAAUGGCAAUCACAAUGGGGGAACGGAGGAUGCCAGUGAACCACGCACCAAAUCCGCCAAACGGAACAAACCUCAAUAAUAUGAUAUGAGGUGGAACAAAUAACACACACACAUGCACGCCUACUCAUUCAGUUAAUUAAGUCUCCAAUUGCAAAGCUCCAACAAAAAAUUAACACACACACAGAAACAAACAAAAAAUAUUCAUUUAUUACAUUGUUUUUUUAUACUGCGCGUCUUACGAUUUUUGGUCAGGCCAAUCCAAAAAUCAAAAGGACGCUUUUCAAGCUUAUUUAACUCGCCUCGACCAUAUUUUGUACCAAAUUUAUUGCACGGUUUAUGCACAUCAAUGGGCUUCUGUUUUUCUUUUGACACACAGGCAACUGUUCACACCAACACACCCCCACACACUGAGACACAUGCAUACACAUACACAAUAAUGCAAAUUUAUAGUUGUAUUAAAGUUGAAAAAGAAAACAAAUAAUUAGACGGCACUAAUAUUAAGUUGGUCGUUUGAAAUAUUCUCAAGAUUUUAGUUAACUAUUACUUACUAGAGUAUAAGCUUUAAAUUUUGCAGCGAUGAGAAUCAAAUUUGAUCAAGCCGCCACCUAAAAAACUACAUGAAUACAUACAAA
Messenger RNA from Drosophila innubila, 1922 nucleotides. RefSeq names its product myeloid leukemia factor (gene Mlf). The record is from RefSeq and is a predicted model, not a curated record. Gene Ontology annotation, cellular component: cytoplasm; nucleus. Bases 149 to 1369 code for a protein of 406 amino acids. The transcript has 5 exons. Gene Ontology annotation, biological process: regulation of DNA-templated transcription. NCBI's taxonomy places the organism in Eukaryota, Metazoa, Arthropoda, Insecta, Diptera, Drosophilidae.